CAUUUGAAGCACCAACUUGCAGUAAACGUGCUACUGUGUCAGUGCGCCUCGGCUCCGCAUGUGUUGAAUUGCGCGCGCUCCAUCACUUCAUUUGCGAGCGAGGCGCGCGCACCACCACACACGCACGGGAGAUAGCAACCACGUUGCAUUUGAUAGCCAUGCUGCCGUCCUUCUCGCCGGCGGCCACCGCCUCCCCGCCGCGCCCGAUACCGGGCAGCCACGGUCCGCCGGUGCUCGGCCCCCUCCGUGACCGCCUCGACUACUUCUGGUUCCAAAGCCGCGACGAGUUCUUUAGCCGCCGCGCCGCCGCGCACCGUAGCACCGUCUUCCGCACCAACAUCCCGCCCACCUUCCCCUUCUUCCUCGGCAUGGACCCGCGCGUGGUCGCCGUCGUCGACGCCGCCGCCUUCACCGCGCUCUUCGACCCCGCCCUCGUCGACAAGCGCGACAUCCUCAUCGGCCCCUACAACCCUGGCCCCGGCUUCACCGGCGGCACCCGCGUCGGCGUCUUCCUCGACACCGAGGAGCCCGAGCACGAGCGCACCAAGGCCUUCACCAUGGACCUCCUCCACCGCAGCGCCCGCACCUGGGCCGCCGAGUUCCGCGCCGGCGUCGACGGCAUGCUCGACACCGUCGAGGCCGACCUCGCCAAGGCCAAAGGCGACAACCCCUCCGCCAGCUUCAUCUUCCCGCUGCAGCAAUGCAUCUUCCGCUUCCUCUGCAAGGCGCUCGUCGGUGCCGACCCGGCGGCCGACUCACUCGUGGACAGGUUCGGCUACCUCAUCCUCGACAUAUGGCUGGCCCUGCAGAUCGUGCCCACGCAGAAGAUCGGCGUCAUCCAGCCGCUGGAGGAGCUGCUCAUCCACUCCUUCCCCCUGCCGUCCUUCAUCAUCAGUCCCGGCUACAACCUGCUCUACCGCUUCGUCGAGAAGCACGGCGCCGAUGCCGUCUCACUCGCCGAGAAGGAGCACGGCAUCGCCAAGAAGGACGCCAUCAACAACGUCCUCUUCGUGCUGGGAUUCAACGCGUUCGGCGGCUUCUCGGUGUUCCUGCCGUCCCUGAUCAGCGAGAUCGGCCAGGCCGGGGACCCGACCGGGCUGCGGCCGCGUCUGAGGGAGGAGGUGCGGCGGGUGCUGGACUCCCGCGGGGGCGACGCCGAUGUCGGGUUCUCGACGGUGAGGGAGAUGCCGCUGGUGCGGUCGACGGUGAGGGAGGUGCUCCGGCUGAAUCCACCGGUGCCGCUACAGUUCGGGCGCGCUCGCAAGGACUUCGUACUCCGGUCGCACGGCGGGGCGUUCUCGGUGAGCAAGGGCGAGGUGCUGUGCGGGUACCAGCCGCUGGCGAUGCGGGACCCGGAGGUGUUCGACAGGUCCGAGGAGUUCGUGCCGGACAGGUUCCUCGGCGAAAAGGGCGAGGCACUGCUGCAGUACCUGUACUGGUCCAACGGGCCGGAGACCGCGCAGCCAGCUCCCCGGAACAAGCAGUGCGCCGCCAAGGAGGCCGUCGUGGACACCGCGUGCAUGCUCAUCGCCGAGCUCUUCAGGCGGUACGACGACUUCGAGGCCGAUGGCACGUCGUUCACCAAGCUCGAGAAGCGGCCGCCGUCGACGAGCUAGCUACCUGAUGACCCAGUGAACGUACGGCAGCUGGUAAAUUAACAAGAGAAAAAGUACUUAGGUGCAUUCUCAGCUGGUAAAUAAACACGCCUGAUUUUUGUUUUCACAAGUCUAAUGAUUCGAUUUUUGUGACCAAUGUAUUUGUGUGGAGAUGAAUGCGCCAAUAAUAAAUACGUGCAUAUCAACUGUA
Molecule: messenger RNA, 1806 nt
Organism: Phragmites australis (common reed)
Lineage: Eukaryota; Viridiplantae; Streptophyta; Magnoliopsida; Poales; Poaceae
Product: probable inactive linolenate hydroperoxide lyase
Exons: 1
Coding region: 159-1616 (485 amino acids)
Biological process (GO): sterol metabolic process
Molecular function (GO): heme binding; monooxygenase activity; oxidoreductase activity, acting on paired donors, with incorporation or reduction of molecular oxygen
Source: RefSeq, a predicted model, not a curated record